AUGUCUCAAAUGCCUACGCAAAAUGAGCAGACAACACAAGGGAACCCAGGUGUCACUACCAAAUAUCAACCUGGAAAAUUGAUCUCUGUUGGUACACAUCAAAUUGAAAUUAUAAACUAUAUCGCUGAAGGUGGAUUUGCCCAAAUAUACUCAGUUAAAUUUGUUGAAUACUUAAAUGAAUUUGCUAAUGAUAAUGAGGAUCCAACAGCAUUAAAACCAGGUGAUAUCGCAUGUUUGAAGAGAGUCAUUGUUCAUGACGAAAAUGGAUUAAAUGAAUUACGAAAUGAAGUAGAUGUUAUGAAGAAAUUAAAAGGAGCACCAAAUAUUAUUCAGUACUAUGACUCAAAUGCCUCAAGAUUACAUAAUAAUUCAACUGGAUUUGAAAUAUUGUUACUAAUGGAAUUAUGUCCGAAUGGCUCUUUAUUAGAUUAUAUGAAUCAAAGAUUAGCAACAAAAUUGUCAGAAAAGGAAGUAGUAAAAAUAAUGUAUGAUAUAACUUUAGCAUUGAGUAAUAUGCAUUAUUUGAUAGAACCCUUAUUGCAUAGGGAUAUUAAAAUUGAAAAUGUUUUAGUGGAUUCCGAUAAUAAUUUUAAACUAUGUGAUUUUGGUUCAACAUCCAAGACAUUUCAAAUAGUAACAACACACCAGGAUAUUGCAAUGUUAACACAAGAUAUUUAUGUUCAUACCACCCCACAAUAUAGGUCACCAGAAAUGAUAGAUCUAUAUAGGUAUUUACCAGUAAAUGAGAAAUCUGAUAUAUGGGCACUUGGUGUACUGUUAUAUAAACUUCUGUUUUUUACUACCCCUUUCGAAAUGACAGGUCAAUUUGCAAUAUUACAUUCCAAAUAUGAGAUACCUCAAAAUAAAUUUUGUUCAAAAUUAAAUAAUCUUAUUAUUAUUAUGCUUGCAGAAAACCCAAAUUUAAGACCAAAUAUUUACCAGGUUUUAUAUCAAAUUUGUUCGAUUAUGGGUGUUUCGGUUCCUAUUAAGGAUAAAUACGAAGCCGGGCCAUACAAUUUUGAAAAUUAUACGCAUUUCCAAAGUAAAAUACAAAAUAUUCAAUUUCAAAUGUUUGAACUUGAAAAGAAAAGGACUCAAAAUUCUGGAAAGUUAGGAAAUCCUGAGAACAAGCUUCUGAAUGAAAUGUUUAUUAGUUUAUUUGAUAUGGCUUCGAAGAUCGCUUUGCCAGAUCAGAAUGUACCAUCACCUACAAUCACCCAACUUAACAAUUCCAUUCCGACAGAAAAUAAAAAUAGUUCGUCUGAUCAAUUAACCUCACCCACUCCAGAUUCCGUUGGUAAAAACUCUUCACAUUCUCAAGACAUUAAUUCUCCUGAUGAUUCAAACACUAAGGGGGCAAAUAUUUCUAAUGACUCCCAUGGAACUAAUGGAUUGCAAAGUAGAUUAAAAGAAAUGGAUUUGAAAGACGGUAUUUCCUAUUAUCCAAGUGUAGGUGAAUUGAAUCAGUAUAUUGAUAAGGAAAUGAAUCAAGCCAAUAAUGGCAAAUCUGAAGAUAUAGCAAAUAUUAGGUUCCCAGAUAUUAACCAGAAUCCAAUUGUUGUUAGUCCAGAAAUAUUAGAUGCAAAGACGUCGGCAAGUUCUAACAAAUUGUUUAAACCAGUCCCUCAGGAUUCGUUAGUCAAGGAGGCUAUGAUUCAAUCUGAGAAUACAACUAAUACUUUUAAUCAACAUAAGUCAACAAAUCCGUUUCCAGCAAUUUCUGAUAAUUUUCAAUCUCAACAAAUGAAUACUACUCAAUAUCCAAAUAUCUCUAAUUCAACCCCAAUCAAUAAUCAACAACAACCUCAAAGUUAUCCACGUAUUCAAACACCAGUAGAAAAUGGUAAUUAUACCAAUAGUCCCGAAAAUAUAGAGAAUUACGUAAUUCAACGAGGCCAACUGCCACACCGAAAACCUAGUACAAACGUUCCAUUUAAUACUAAUGAACAAUCUAUGAUGAACACCUCGUUUAUACCUUCUGAAUCACCAAACACAGGAAACCUGGAAUAUGCUCGUUCUAAUAAUCCAGCAUUGUAUCAAAGGACUUAUAAUCAAAUAAGUAGUCCAGUAGGUGAAAUCAUCACGCAGAUUUCUCCAUCAGCAACCCAUAACCAGAAAAGGGACCAAAAGCCCACAACAACUUCACAAACAAAUAAUCCAAAAAACCAAAUAACUCAAAAUCCCCAAGGUUUAUCUAAAGAAGAUUUUCAGAAGUAUCAAACAACACCUGCUCAACCUUCAAGGGAUAGUGUAUAUGACGAAUUAACACCUCCGAAGAUUCCUCCUCACCCAAGAAAGAAAAAAGAAGAGGAUAUGCCAUCCUCGAACGUUGGGAAUCUUAGAGAUCCAAAGACAGGAAAAUUUAAAAUUGAACAAGUAGGUGUAGACGUGGGAACAAGGCACCCCCACCACCAUUCACAACAUGGGCGAUCACGUCGAAGUUCUGGACAUGACAACUCUGGGGUUAGACGUACAGCAAGUAUGAACAACAAACCCAACGUACUACUAGAGAGGCCAACGACAGAGAGUAUUGACAUUGAUCUAGACAAGAUAAAGAGAAAAUCUUUGGACAUAAAAAUGCAUAAAAUGGGAUUCAGCUCUGAUUUAAAGGACCAAAGUAUUCACGAGAAUGAAGUUGUUGGUAAUCACAGCAGUGGAAGAUCAGAACUUGAUACGCAGAGACUUAGCAAACGGAACGUCAGUAACGGUAACAUACCCGUGGCAGCAAGUAACACAGAAGAGAUCAAGAAAUCCAUAACCAGAGCUAGACAGUCGUUAGAUCUUGACCGAGCUCGUAGAGAGGUUAUGAUGAAUAACGAUAACAAUAAGAGACGGUCUUUGUUCUCAAUGUUUCGUCAAGACAAGAAAUUAUAG
Molecule: messenger RNA, 2874 nt
Organism: Maudiozyma saulgeensis
Lineage: Eukaryota; Fungi; Ascomycota; Saccharomycetes; Saccharomycetales; Saccharomycetaceae
Source: the annotation of a GenBank genome assembly